Messenger RNA from Neolamprologus brichardi, 7062 nucleotides. Its product is annotated as von Willebrand factor D and EGF domain-containing protein. Gene Ontology annotation, cellular component: cell surface; extracellular region. The record is from RefSeq and is a predicted model, not a curated record. Gene Ontology annotation, biological process: anatomical structure development. Gene Ontology annotation, molecular function: calcium ion binding; signaling receptor binding. Lineage: Eukaryota; Metazoa; Chordata; Actinopteri; Cichliformes; Cichlidae.
CUCCCCUCCCCUCCUCUUCUUAUUCUCUCUCAGUGAUCUAAAAGCCAGUCUCCCGCGAGCGGAGCGCAAGCUUUUCUCUAAUCACCAAAACGCGAAUGCGCGGAGGAGAGACAAAGUGCACUUUGCGCCACUUUCGCCACAUUUCUCCAAACUUUCAAUGGGACCCGUGGACUGGUCCGAGCCUGCUGCAUCUGUUUAACCUGGAGCCGCAGUCAUGGUCUGUUGCGCAUUUGGUUCAGUGCGCCUGUCGUUCUUUGGCUUUUUACGCAUCGCUCUGCUGCUGGGGGUCGUGCAAUUAGCAGCAAUAGCGCAACAUGCUCCAGAGUGUUACCCGGGAGGUCAUCGGAGUUUGAGCAAUCCUUAUCGAAGUGUCGACUUUGACUCCACUGAAAUCCAGAACACCGCCAUCCAGGAUCUGAUCUGUGACCACUCGCUGUCACCAGGCUGGUACAGGUUCUGGAUCAACAACAAGCCAGCAGAGAUGCCGACCACCUGUGUUGAGAUGAACCGCUGUGGUACCCAGGCUCCGGUGUGGCUGUCACUGAAAGACACCUCACUGCCACGUCCUGGCGAGAUCCGCCAGCUCUCCGCCUGUGCCACCUGGCAGUUCUUCCACGGAAGUUCCAAAGACUGCUGCCUUUUCCGUAUCUCUGUCAAGGUGCGAAACUGUGGAGAGUUCAUGGUUUAUUACCUGCAGCCAACGCAGGGAUGCAUGGGGUACUGUGCAAGAGUUGCUUCAGAUUUGGGGCCCAGGCUAUGCCCAGCAGGGGAGGUGGAAGUCAACGGUCAGUGCAAAGAGGCCGUCCCGUCCCUGGCCUCCCGACCGGUGAUCACUGCGGAACUCAUCGGCCACAGCGUCCACCUGAGGUGCUCCUUCGUCUCGCCACCAUGGAGCCAGACACUGGGCUUCCAGGUGGUUUGGGCCAGACACAUCAGCCAUAGCAUGAAGGCCGAGAUCAGACAGGAAGCCACGCUGAAGCCCUUCUCUGUGGUGGAGAUGGAUGGCGUUCACUUCAGGCUUGGAGAAACGUUCUCCUGCAGUGUGUCGACUUUCAGAGCCAACUCCAGCCACACAAGAUCGACUUCAAAAGAAAGUGAGAGUUUCUACGCUGGACUGAAGUUCUCUCCAGAUGUGCUCCACAUAGCAGAGAACAGUAAGGAGCACGAGGUGACCGUCCACAGUACCGUCCCCAUCCCCUGCUUCACCUCCAACUUUGGCCACCAGUGUGGAGUCCCUCUGGCUCUGACUGUCAACAAUCCAGACAGCCUUGGCCAUGAGGUCUCCAACGUGGUGCUGUCCGCCUGCCAGGUGGAGCUCCAGCCAAACACCUGCAGUGAAGGCAGCUGCGGUCGGGCAAAGUUUUUUGUCACUGCUGUGACUGAUUUCACACGUGACGGGAACCGCAUGAGCCUGAUCGGUGCUUCGCCUGGACCCUCUGCACCACGCCUUUGGAGAAGCUACGUCCCGACAUCCCUCAAAGUCACGGUCCAGGAUAUUCCCACUUCCACGUGCUACUCUUUGACUGACCCGCAUAUCAUUACACUAGAUGGCAGGCGUUACGAGAACCACCAGACUGGCACAUUUGUCCUUUACCAGAGCCUCUCCAGGGAAUUCGAAGUCCAUUCUCGCCAGUGGGACUGCAGCAGUCGACACUACUCCGUUGCAUGUAACUGCGGCGUUGUAGUGCGAGAGGGGAACGAGCUUGCCAUCUUUGACAUGUGCAAUGGGCAACCGCAGGAAACGAGGCCACAGCUUGAUCUUAAGAACCUCGGUGACAGUGAGGGGAGUCGGGUCAGGGUGCUGGAGUCCCACCAAGGGAAGAAGGUCACCUUGAUCUUUCCUUCCGGGGCCUUUGUUAGGGCUGAUGUUGGUGAUUGGGGGAUGAGCCUGUCUGUCCGGGCACCCAGCGUGGACUAUGGAAACACGCAAGGCCUCUGUGGCACCUUCGACCGGAACGGCAACAAUGACUUCCAGGCCUCCGACGGUGCGUUCUAUGGCCCUGAUGACUUGCACAACUUCAUAGAAACCUGGAGGAUAGCUCCUGGUGAGAGUUUAUUUGACAAAACACCUCCUGGUAUGACACAGGACCUCAGGAGGCCUUUCUGUCGGUGCCAAACAGGAUCCAGCACUUCUCAAGAAGCUGGAAGGGGGAUGAGAAACUUGUACAAUCCCUCUGCUCACUCAGACUGCAUAGCAUAUGAUAAUGUGGAUUACACAUCUGUGUUCCCCUCAAUGGACACAACAGUUGAAUACAUCAAGAGCCUGGAAAAAGAGGAAAGCAUUCUGGAUAUAUCUGCCUUCAGCAGUCACCCUGUCGAGAGGCGGCACCUCUGGUUUCACGGCAAGAAUAAUCAGAACAGUGACAGGGAUCCUGAACUGGACGAUGAGUUCAGAAAGGAUCUUCUGCUUUCUGUUGACAGGCCAAAGAGACAGGCGUCAUUCCAGCCUGUGUUAAUGGCACAGAGCCUAAGCCAGGCUGAUCUGGAAAGCUACGCCUAUUUUUUCCCAGAGGAUCACCAGGUGGAAGCUCGACCAGAGGUGCAACCCCAGUGGCCCACGCCAAGUGGUCUCACCUCAGCAAAAGCCCUUGAAGUAUGCCAACUGGCUUUGGUCAACUCCACUGUUGGAGCAGUGUGCCGGGAGCUGCUGGGACGCCGCCUUGGUGAGGCAGUGGAUCUCUGCAUGCUAGACCUACAGCUUAAAGAUGACCUGGGUUGGGAAGAGGCGUUGUUGCCAUACCUGGAGAAUGAAUGUGAGAGAAAGCUGCUGGAAAAUUUGACCGACAGAGCCUUGGAGGUGGCCAGUACACCGGGAACGUAUGGGGAAGUGAUUACUGCGCUGCGAUGCCCCAAUUUCUGCAAUGGAAAUGGAGAGUGUACAGAGUGGGGCUGCCAGUGUUUUCCCAACUACAGCUUCCAUGACUGCAGCCUGGCUGUCAGCCAACCGGUUGAGAUAACCGAUUUGGAGAACAGUGGCCUCUGUGAUAUUCGAGUUUUCGACUGUCGCAGCAUUCGGGUCUUUGGCCUCGGUUUCAUUGACUCUCCUGACCUAAGCUGCUAUGCCACUAGACUGAAGUACAUAAACAAAGCGUGGGUUCCAGGGGAAAAACAGCGAACAAAAGCCACCUUCCUCAGCUCCAAGGCUUUAGACUGUGCUGUACCAUCUCUGAGCACUGCUGCCAUCAAUACAGAAGACUUCAUGAUGGAUGACAAACCAUACGCACGCUGGGAGAUUAAGGUCAGCAAUGACGGCUCUCAGUACAGCCAGGCAAAGACGCUGACAAUCUACGAUGGUAUUUGUCAGGUCUGUGAGGCCUCGCGCUCUGGACUCUGUAAGUUAAAGGAGCGGACAUGCAACAUCGAUGGGAUGUGUUUUGCAGCAGGAGACUCCAAUCCCAGCAGUCCUUGCCUCCUCUGUGACCCAGACGCCUCCAAAUUCACCUGGUCUGUGAACCAAGUCAACAAGCCUCCGACUUUCCACCGGCCUCAAAGCGUCCUGCAGACAUUCUCCAGCGAGAACUUCGUCUUCCAGUUUACCGCAUCGGACCCCGAGGGCUCGGCGCUUCUCUUCCAGCUGGAAGAGGGACCAGAAGGUGCUGUCCUCUCCCCUGCUGGCCUCCUUAUCUGGAGGGUCCCAUCAGUUCCAGAGAAGGAGGGGCUCCGGACGAGCAGCUCUGUCCGAUUUACGCUGUCUGACGAGUGUAACGCCCAGAGCACCUUCACUGUGGAGAUUGUCGUGGUGCCGUGUGGCUGCCAGAAUGGAGGCUCAUGUGUGACGGAUAUUAACUUUCCCGCCGGCAGUGGGAAGUACCUGUGUGUGUGUCCCGAGGGUACUCAGGGCGAACUCUGUGCCGACGACAUAGACGAAUGUCUGUCGGCUCCAUGCUUGGGCAGCAAGUGCCUCAAUGUGGUCGGUGGGUACAGGUGCGAGUGUCCUGCAGGGCUGCGAGGUUUAACGUGUCUGGAGGAUGUCAAUGAAUGUGAAAGGAAGCCCUGUUUUCCGGGAGUGCAGUGCUUCAACAGCUUUGGCUCCUAUGGCUGCGGCCCCUGCCCCAAAGGAAUGGUGGGAAAUGGGACUUUGUGCACUGUAUUUCUCAGUCCAGCUGCCUUCCCUUCAACAUCUGCUCCUGAUAUGACUGGCUACAAGACACCAGAUGUUCUGCUCCAACCACCCAAAAUAAAGACAGGCACUUUCCUGAAGACCUCAAGCGGUAGCUCCCCGCAGAUGACGGCUGAGGCCAGGAAAACAGUUCCAAGAAUUGACCCACAAAUGAAGUCAACCACCUGGAGAAGGACAGCAGGAAUUAGCUCCAGCCCUGAGGUCACAAUAGCAGAAACCAGCAGACACAAAACACCAACCAUUCCCCAAACAAAUAUUGAUUCUUCACGGGAAACUCAAGCAGCUAACCUAAACCUAUCCAGGACUAACACAGACAUGUUCAAGAACAUCUCAGAGAUUGUGCCACACCGAGUCAAGCAGGAGCAAUCUAAAUUCAGAAACACUACAAGCAAUCCUCCGACUGUAGCUUCACCAUCAGAUCAUAAUAGACUAGCUGCAGGAUCAGUGAGGUCUUUGGCUGUCAGUUUAUCAGCUACAUGCGCCAGCAGGCCCUGCUUUCCUGGGGUUCAAUGCAUCAACCGCAGACCGCCACAUGUGGGCUAUGUCUGUGGCCGCUGCCCACCUGGACUUUAUGGCAAUGGUCGCAUCUGCAUGAAGAACUCCAAGAAAGCAUCCAAUCACCUGCCUCAGCAGCAGACACCAGGCAAGUCCAGCCGAUCCUCAUAUGGAAGUAGCAGCAGCAAAGUCGUCCAUGUCCACCUACCCAACUUGCCCAACAGGUAUGGUGUCAAGCACCUGUCCUCAUCCUUCAUUAGGUCACACCAAGUUACAGGAUCAGAUAGAGAGGGUGGCACAGGAAGAAGAGAGGCCAUCAUUUCUGCUGCGAGGGAUGUCGCUGCAAAUACUCACAUCACACGUGCCAACCCUAGAUCAGACACUGGGACAUACGCCAGUGCCUCCAGGGAGAUUGUCAUGCCCCAUGUAACAGUCUCCAAGAAGUCUGAAGGAGCUCUUACUGGUGCCACGCCUGUUAAAGUAACUGCCGCUGCACCUCGGCUCUCCAUUCAGCCUGGAAGAGUAACGGCAGCUAAACAAACAACCCAGCCUCAGCUCAACCACCUGACAUCCACCCAGACCAAACCCUGGACUCCACCAAGACCUGCCCUCCCACUUACAGCAGCCCUCACUUCUCUGUCGUACUCACUUUCUGAGUCUGAGUUCUCUGCAGACGGGGAUGAAACUGAGCCAGGAUCAGAGAUGCCGAAGAUUGUGCCAGUACUGACCCUCACAACACCCGACAAGGUCUAUAGCUCCCUGGCACAAAGAUCUACAUCCAGCCAGUCAUCAACUGGAAGUGGUACACUAGCUGACGAACAUUUGAUGGCUUGUGCAGAACGGCCAUGUUUUCCUGGUGUCCAGUGUGAACCAGCCAAGGAUGAGGGCUUCCGCUGUGGAAGGUGUCCAGUAGGAUAUACUGGAAAUGGGCAUACCUGUAAAGCUGUUUGCAGGCAUGCAUGCGGUAGGAACAUGGAGUGUGCUGCGCCCAACACAUGCCGCUGCAAACCAGGCUACACUGGAUCUAGCUGCCAAAAAGCCAUCUGUGAUCCGGAGUGCAAGAAUGGUGGGGUUUGCAUUGCACCAAAUGUUUGCCAGUGUCUCAGAGGAUACCAUGGAGAGACUUGUCAGGAAGCCUUGUGCAGGUCACCAUGCGAAAAUGGAGGCACCUGUGUGGGACUGCAGACCUGCUCCUGUCCUUACGGGUUUGUUGGUCCUCGAUGUGAAACAAUGGUGUGUAGCCGUCACUGUCAAAACGGAGGCCAGUGUGCAUCUCCAGAUGAGUGCAUGUGUACACCAGGCUGGACUGGACCGUCCUGUGAGACCGCUCUCUGCUCCCCUGUCUGUCUGAACGGAGGUUUGUGUGUUCGACCGAAUACCUGCGAGUGUCCUCACGGUUUCUACGGUGCACACUGUCAGAACGCUGUCUGCAACCCUCCCUGUAAAAAUGGUGGUCUGUGUAUGAGAAACAACGUCUGCUCAUGUCUGCAGGGAUACACGGGGAGACGGUGUGAGAGAAGUGUGUGUGAGCCCAUGUGCAUGAACGGCGGGCGGUGCGUUGGUCCAGAUGUUUGUGAUUGUCUGUCCGGUUGGCGAGGGAAGAGAUGUGACAAACCCAGCUGUCUGCAGAAGUGUCUGAAUGGAGGCGAGUGCGUCGGUCCAAACACCUGCCACUGCGCCCCAGGGUGGCAUGGCACGCUGUGUCAGAUCCCUCUCUGUGAGCAGAAGUGUCUGUACGGCAGUCGCUGCAUCCGGCCGAAUAUCUGCGCCUGCCAGAAUGGAUUCUCGGGGUCGUUCUGCUCCAGGAGGCUGCCUAUCACACGAGGCUGACACCAAACAGCUGGCGGUAAAACCCUCAGGUGAUCUGGAAAGCACCACGACGUAAUCAGACUCCAAAGGUCACCAUCAGCUGAGCUUAGCAUGGAAACUAGUGAUGCCGACAUACAAGACGGAGAAAAAGGCAGCUUAUCCCUCGUUUUUGUGCUAAGCUAACACGUGGACAACCUGUUUUAUGUUUGUUUGUUUUGGGGAAUUGGUCACACCGAUGAGAAAUUGCUCUUAAGCUGCAGAGGAAAACUAUUUUCCAGACUUGAUUAACAUCUAAAACCUACACAACCUACACUUCAGAAAGGAAAAAUCCUCACCUGAGGUUCAACAUUAUUUGCAGUCCCAACACUAAAAGAUAUUUUGUCACCCUAACACAUUAACACGUCCUCAGAGUUUAACUGUGCUGACUCAUUAGGUUCUUUCACUCAUUUACAGCAGUUUACUGUAAAUCUUCAGGGUUUGUCCUUUUCACCGUGAAUCCAAACCUCAGUAAGAGUAUUUAUUUAUUUACUUGGUUGUUUUAUAUUGUCACAUAUUUGCUGUUGUAUAUUUCUUAAUCAGUGUAUAAUCUGUUAUUUCUUAUCAAAGCAUUGGCUACUGGCUGUUUUGUAAGAAAAUAA